Messenger RNA from Trametes versicolor FP-101664 SS1, 753 nucleotides. Its product is annotated as HAD hydrolase subfamily IA REG-2-like protein. Lineage: Eukaryota; Fungi; Basidiomycota; Agaricomycetes; Polyporales; Polyporaceae. Bases 1 to 753 code for a protein of 250 amino acids. The transcript has 6 exons. The record is from RefSeq and is a predicted model, not a curated record.
AUGGCCAUCCGACUCGUCACCUUCGACGCGCUGCACACGCUCGUCACGCCGCGCCUCCCGGUCUACGUGCAGUACGCGCAGACGUUCGAGCCGUACCUGGGUGCGCUGGACCCCGCCGCGCUCAAGCGCGCCUUUAAAUCCGCGCUGAAGCAGGUGCAGCAGGAGCAGCCGGUCUACCGCGGCGGGGCGCACGACUGGUGGGGGGACGUCAUACGCAGGACUGCGGUAGGGGCAGGGGCGGAUCCGAAAUCGGUGGAUGCGUCGCUUGGGGAGAUCGUGCCCCGGCUGCUCAAGCGGUUCAGCUCGCGCGAGGGAUACACGCUUUUCGACGACUCUAUCCCAACAUUGAAGAGCCUCAGGAACAUGAACAUCCUUACUGGACUGGUCAGCAACACGGAUGCACGGAUGAGGGCUGUCAUUGAGGAUCUGGAGCUCAUUCCGCACCUGGAUGCCGUGCUGCUGAGCGAAGAAGAGGGUGUCGAAAAGCCCUCGCCAGAGAUCUUUAAGAGAGCCUACGAACGCGUAGGAGUGGCGCCAAAACAGACAGUCCAUGUUGGCGACGAGUUAGAUAGUGACUAUCUUGGUGCGAAGGCUUGUGGUCUUCAUGCACUGCUCGUUCGCAGGCCAGGCCCCGAGGGUGAGGAAGAACGGAAGGACGCGGGAGAAGAUCUCACCGGUGUCGAGGUUAUUGCAAAUCUAUUGCAAGUCGUGGAGUGGGUGCGAGGGCGUAACAGCCUCUCCGGGGUUGCGUGA